Molecule: messenger RNA, 1553 nt
Organism: Penaeus monodon (black tiger shrimp)
Lineage: Eukaryota; Metazoa; Arthropoda; Malacostraca; Decapoda; Penaeidae
Product: carbohydrate sulfotransferase 5-like
Exons: 3
Coding region: 352-1461 (369 amino acids)
Biological process (GO): sulfur compound metabolic process; N-acetylglucosamine metabolic process
Molecular function (GO): N-acetylglucosamine 6-O-sulfotransferase activity
Source: RefSeq, a predicted model, not a curated record
AGAAUUUUAAGAACAACGAGUCUUGCUGCGCAGACUCCGAAUGAACGAACUUGGCGCACGACCUUGUUCGCAUAAAAGGUCGGGUCAACGACCUUGUAAGAGAGUGGCGAAUUACCUUGGCUCAGUGACUUACGCUCGGUCUUUCCUUCAGAAAGCCGACGUUUUUAACGGAUUUUUUUUAUUUCUUUUUAUUUUUACUCUCACUGUUAGCGAAGGAUCAACGGAGCUGAGGAAUUACAGCAUUUUUUUAAAGGCAACGGAAAGACAUGAAGUUCCGUUACAUGCUAAAAUUAGAACAUCAAGUUACGGCCUCAAAAUACCCUCGCUGAUGUGGUCUAGUGUGGUGUAAGAAUGUACCGCAGGACAACCAUAUCCUGGUGGAAAAUCUGUGCGGCGCUUUGUCUGUUGACUACUGGGUCGUUGCUGCCGAAGCUGGCGGUCGUCGACGAGAGGAAGCCUGAGUCACAGAAGCUGGACCAGAAGAGGACCUUGUUCUCGAGGAAAGUCGAUCGCCACCCGACGACUCAUGUGCUUCUCUGGACGCAGAUGCGGUCGGGCUCGUCCUUCGCCGGGGAUCUCCUGACGGCCUCGCCUCACACAUUCUACACCGAGGAGCCCCUCAGAGGAAGCAAACUCAGUGGAAUGGCUGAAUCCGUGGAAUUCCUGAAGGACAUCUUGCAGUGUCGCUUCAGAGAGCGGCUGAGUUUCCUGGACAAGUGGAUGCACGGAGCGAACACCAACGACUACCGGACGAAGCUGCUGUGCCCUUUGUUCCGCGGCGUGUGCGAGGACGCGAGCCUCGUGGACGCGAUGUGCCAGGCCGCCCGGGCGAAGGUCAUACGGGUCGUGUCGCGGGAGCUGGGAGUGGCCGCCGCUCUGCUGGAGGAGGGCAGCCUCAGUGUGCGGGUGAUUCACCUGGUGCGAGAUCCGCGCGCCCUCCUGGCUUCGCGCGCGCGCUUCACGAACGGCAGCCACGGCAAGUACGUGCUGGGGGCCGGGAUGGGAUUCCGCCAGGAGGAGAAGGACCCUCGUCUUUGUGCGCCGGGAUUCCCCAGACAGGCGGCCAGGCACCCUUUCCUACGCCUCCACCCAGACAGGUACGUGUUAGUCCGGUACGAAGACCUCGCUCUCGAUGCCGACGGAGUGAUGCGGCGCCUCUACCCCUUCAUGGGCCUCCCCUACACCGCCGCCGUUGCCUGCAGGGUCGCCUUCCACACCAUUGGGUUUGGGGGGGACGACAGCGACCAUCCUUACAGCACCAUUAAGAACUCGACAUCGACCGUGUUCUCGUGGCGUCAGCACCUCCCCUUCCGAGACGUGGAGAGGAUUCAGAGGGAGUGCGGCGACGUCCUCGAGGCUUAUGGCUACAGGAGCUUCCACACGCCGGAGGAAUACGAGAAUGUGAGGCUGUCUCCGCUGUAUCUGUCAGCGGAGGAGGUGUCGUGGAUAAGAUACGCAUGAUCUUGUGAGGUUUUCAACCUCCCCCCCCCCCACCAACUCCUAUCCCCCCCACCCUUUCCUUGCCCCGAUCCUCCUAUCCUUCGUACCCUUAU